AUGAGGGGGGGAGGGAUACGCAUUAAACCCCCAGGAGUGCGGUUUUUUCGUAUAUGGCCACACAUAGAAUUUAAAAGAAUGAAUUAUCCAACUUGGCCUCCCCCUAAUUCUUCUCCUCUGCAUCCAAUAGAGCCUUGGGGCCGACAAGUGUUUGUAUUUACUCCUUAUGCUGUUGAUUCUUCUGCUCCUCUCUCUGGUCCUUAUCCUCGUCAGCCUCCAUUAAGGGGAGCAGCGCCACCUUCUCAUCAUUUAUCUCCUCAUCUUGCUUCCUUAGCAGCAGCAGCAGCAGCAGCAGCAGAUCGUGCUGCUGCUGCAGUUGGUGCUGCAGGUGAAUCAAGUUGGUUAUGUGAUUCAGCAUACGAAGCAGCAAAAGAAGCAACAGCAGCAGCAGCAGCAGCAGCAACAGCAGCAGCAGCAGAAUAUAAUAGGAGAAAUAUAGAAGAAAUAUAUAAUAUUCGUCGCUUAUUUCUUCCUUAUAAAAGUGUAGGUAUGCAAAGGAUGAAGAAAGGAGAGCAUGAUUCUUAUGGUAUGAAGAAAGGAGUACAAAGAGAAAAAAAAACAUAA
Messenger RNA from Eimeria maxima, 564 nucleotides. RefSeq lists its product as hypothetical. The record is from RefSeq and is a predicted model, not a curated record. NCBI's taxonomy places the organism in Eukaryota, Apicomplexa, Conoidasida, Eucoccidiorida, Eimeriidae. The transcript has 5 exons. Bases 1 to 564 code for a protein of 187 amino acids.